UACCGACGGGUCGGUUCCAGCGCGACACACACCGACCGCAGUUUGAUGUUCUGCGCUUUCUGUCUCCAACACGCUUAGCAUGGUUCGUUUGGACCAGGCGGCACCGUGGCGUACUAAAACGGGACUUGGAAAGUAACUUAUGCCGAAUGAAGCUUGUUCUGCGUCUGGAUUGACUCUGUGAACGGGAGGUUCGUCACUCGUGUUGGAAAUAACGAGCUGCAAAGCAAAACUAUAACUUUUGGUUUAUCGGAAAGACGCAUGAAUGCGUAAAUGUGACUAAGCGACAAAUACGCUGGGCGCAGUUGCAGUUCUUCAACUAAACGUGCUUGCGCGCAGGAUUGGGAAUAUACUCGUUGAUAAAACAUUUGUUGAAUGAAACGCCGGUAACUGCAGGAGAGUACAGGCACUGGAUGUAACAUAAAAAGUCAACGAGUUAUCGCUGAGAAAACAAACCCCUUGCAACGGAGUGCGUACAGCUGGUCUUGCUCAAAGUUUUCGCAUUUUAAAAUCUUUACCAACUCGGACCUAAAAGGGAGCUCAGAAAUAUUACUGUCAUACACAUUAAUGUGCCAUAUGGCUGAAGCAUCAGUAUUUAAUUGAGUCGCACAACACCUCGCUUAAUCGCGCAAAGGCGCAGGACGCACCAGAAACCACAAACGCUCCAGAAAGUUACGCACUGUCCAACGCGCACAACUGUGGAGCAACAUGUACCCGGCGUGCCGGACAAACCUGUUCAAUAUCUCUCCAUCUGCUCUCCUGGCAAUGUUUGGGAAUUCGGGAAAACCGAGGAGGAGACCUUGUUGGAUUGUUAUGUUGCUGUCGGUGGUCCUUCAGGUGGCAUCAGCGCAAGAUGAUGUUCCACCUUACUUCAAAACAGAGCCGGUACCGAGUCAGUUGCACCUGGAGAGGAAUCGGUUAGUGUUGACGUGUAUGGCUGAGGGGAGUUGGCCUUUGGAGUUCAAAUGGAUCCACAACGACACCGAAAUCACGCGGUUCUCAUUGGAAUACAGGUAUCUGAUACCGUCUUUGGACAGAUCGCACGCUGGCUUCUAUCGGUGUAUCGUGAGAAACCGAGUCGGAGCGUUGUUGCAGAGGCGAACCGAAGUGCAAGUGGCAUAUAUGGGAAGUUUUGACGAAGGUGAACGGACCCAAGCCGUAUCCCAGGGAGAAGGAGCUGUUAUCCCAGCCCCGCGUAUACGCUGUUUCCCUCAACCACAGGUGACGUGGUUCAGAGAUGGACGCAAAAUCCCUCCAAGCAGUCGAAUAGCCAUCACUCUGGACAACACGCUGGUUAUCCUGUCCACCGUGGCCCCAGAUGCCGGGAGAUACUACGUACAAGCCGUCAACGAUAAGAACGGGGAAAACAAGACAGGCCAGCCCAUAACGCUUUCUGUGGAAAAUGUCGGUGGUCCUGCAGACCCCAUCGCUCCCACUAUUGUCAUCCCACCGAGAAACACCAGCGUCAUUUCUGGAACGUCCGAAGUCACGAUGGAGUGUGUAGCCAAUGCCAGGCCUUUAAUAAAACUGAGCAUCAGUUGGAAGAAAGACGGUGUUCCAGUGAGGAGCGGGCUCAGUGAUUUUAACCGCAGACUAACCGUUUUGAGUCCGGUUGUCAGCGACUCUGGAUUCUAUGAGUGUGAGGCUGUUCUCCGCAGCAGCAGCGUCCCCUCUGUCAGCGCUGGAGCUUACCUGAAUGUGCUCGAACCACCUCAGUUUGUGAAGGAACCAGAGAAACACAUCACAGCAGAGAUGGAGAAAGUUGUGGACAUACCCUGCCAGGCCAGAGGUGUCCCUCAGCCUGACAUUGUAUGGUAUAAAGACGCCAUACCCAUAAGCCCCGUGAAGACCCCUCGAUACAGAGUUCUGGCGGGUGGCAGUCUGCAGGUUAAUGGCCUCCUGCCUGAUGACACUGGAAUGUUCCAAUGCUUCGCCCGCAACCAGGCCGGAGAGGUCCAGACCAACACCUACCUCGCUGUUACGAGUAUCGCCCCGAACAUCACUGCCGGCCCUUCAGACAGCACGGUGAUAGACGGCAUGUCAGUUAUCCUGCACUGCGAGACCUCAGGAGCUCCCCGCCCUGCCAUCACCUGGCAGAAAGGAGAGCGUGUGCUGGCGAGCGGCUCGGUUCAACUACCGCGGUUCACUCUCCUGGAGUCAGGAAGUUUACUCAUAAGCCCCUCCCACAUCUCAGACGCCGGAACCUACACCUGCAUGGCCAGCAACUCCCGCGGCAUAGACGAAGCCUCGGCUGACCUCGUGGUCUGGGCACGUACCCGCAUCACAAAUCCUCCCCAGGACCAGAGUGUGAUCAAGGGAACGAAAGCCACCAUGACCUGCGGCGUGACACAUGACCCUAGCGUUUCAGUCAGGUUUGUUUGGGAGAAAGACGGUCAGGUUAUCAUCCCUCAGUCUCUACCUCGACUGCGUCUGGACAAUAACGGGACCCUGCACAUCUCUCAGACCUGGUCAGGUGACAUCGGCACGUACACUUGCAGAGUGACAUCAGUGGGCGGCAACGACUCCCGCAACGCUCACCUACGUGUGAGGCAGCUGCCUCAUGCCCCUGAGAACCCCACAGCGGUGUUGAGCACUACAGAGAAGAGAGCCAUUAACCUGACGUGGGCCAAACCCUUCGACGGGAACAGCCCUCUCAUCCGCUACAUUCUGGAAGUGUCUGAAAACAAUGCUCCAUGGACUGUCCUAUUGGCCAACAUCGAACCCGAGUCCACAGUGGUGACCGUAAACGGACUGAUCCCGGCACGCUCGUAUCAGUUCCGCCUGUGUGCUGUCAAUGAUGUCGGCAAGGGCCAGUUCAGCAAGGAGACUGACCGGGUCUCUCUUCCGGAGGAGCCGCCCAGCGCACCCCCUCAGAACGUCAUAGCCAGCGGUCGCACCAACCAGUCCAUCAUGAUUCAAUGGCAGCCUCCACCAGAAAGCCAUCAGAACGGCAUCCUGAGAGGAUACGUCAUCCGGUAUCGGCUGACCGGUCUUCCCGUGGAUAUUCAGUAUAAAAAUCUCUCUAACCCUGAAGUUACAAACCUGCUUUUGGAGGAUCUCAUCAUCUGGACUAACUAUGAGAUCGAGGUGGCUGCUUAUAAUGGAGCUGGGCUGGGCGUUUACUGCCAUAAGGUUACAGAGUGGACUCUACAGGGAGUUCCCACCAUCGCUCCAGGCAGUGUGAAGGCAGAGCCCGUCAACUCCACCACAAUCCGGUUCACCUGGACAGCCCCGAACCCGCAGUUCAUCAACGGUAUCAACCAGGGCUACAAGCUGUUGGCAUGGGAGCCUGGAAAGGAGGAUGAAAUGAAGAUAGUGACGGUCCGGCCGAACUUCCAGGACACGGUGCACGUGGGCCACGUCACAGGCUUGAAGAAAUUCUCUGACUAUUACACCUCCGUUCUCUGCUUCACUACACCGGGAGAUGGUCCCCGCAGUCCUCCACGACGUGUGCGCACACAUGAAGACACCCCUGGUGCUGUGGGUCACCUGAGCUUCACUGAAAUUCUGGACACGUCUCUUAAAGUCAGCUGGAGAGACCCGAAUGAAAAGAACGGAGUUCUGACUGGUUAUCGUAUAUCGUGGGAAGAGUAUAACCGCACUAAUACACGGGUCACGCACUACUUGCCUAAUGUUACUCUGGAAUACAGAGUAACUGGACUGACAGCCCUCACCACCUACACCAUAGAAGUGGCCGGAAUGACCUCCAAGGGUCAAGGUCAGCUGUCCUCUUCAACCAUCUCCUCGGGCGUACCGCCAGAGCUUCCCGGCCCUCCCACAAACCUGGCCAUCUCAAACAUCGGCCCUCGAACUGUAACCCUCCAAUUUAAGCCGGGCUAUGACGGCAAGACCUCAAUUUCUCGCUGGCAGGUGGAGGCCCAGGUCGGUGUUGUAGGAGAGAAUGAAGAUUGGCUGAUGGUCCAUCAGAGGUCUAAUGAGCCUGACGCACGAUCUCUGGAGGUCUCCGGCCUCAACCCCUAUACAUUCUAUAGGUUUCGUAUGCGUCAGGUCAACAUAGUGGGCACCAGUCCACCCAGCCAACCUUCCAGAAAGAUCCAAACCCUGCAAGCUCCUCCUGAUAUGGCCCCGGCCAACGUCACCCUGCGAACAGCCAGCGAGACAAGCCUUUGGCUCAGAUGGGUGCCUCUUCCUGAGUGGGAGUACAACGGGAACCCUGAUUCGGUGGGUUACCGUGUGCAGUACAGCAGGACUGGAGCUCCGUCUAAAGCGUUGCUGCAUGUUAUAGCCGACCGUUUGGAGAGAGAGUUCACCAUCGAAGACCUGGAGGAGUGGACCGAGUAUGAGGUCAGAGUUCAGGCCAUCAAUGGCAUCGGAGCAGGACCCUGGAGUCAGCCCGUGCGCGGAAGAACCCGUGAAUCUGUCCCUUCCUGUGGCCCCACCAAUGUCUCCGCGUUUGCCACCACCUCCAGCAGCAUCCUGGUUCGCUGGUUUGAAGUUCCAGAACCUGACCGGAAUGGACUCAUCCUGGGCUAUAAGGUUGUGUAUAAAGAGAAGGACUCUGAUUCUCCUCUUCAGUUCUGGAUGGUUGAAGGAAACGGCAGUCAUAGUGUCCAGCUGACCGCACUGGGGAAGUACGUUCUGUAUGAGAUCCAGGUUCUCGCCUUCACUCGUAUCGGAGAUGGCCGGCCUAGCUCGCCUACGAUCCUGGAGCGCACCCUGGAUGAUGUUCCCGGGUCGCCCGUCGUCAUUCUUUUUCCUGAAGUGAGGACCACUUCGGUGCGACUGAUCUGGCAGCCCCCCUCUCAACCCAAUGGCAUCAUUCUGGCCUAUCAGAUCACGUACCGCCUGAACUCCACCAAUAGCAACACGGCCACGUUUGACGUGCUGAACUCCAGCGCACGGCAGUAUACGGUGACAGGACUGAGGCCGGAAUCCGUCUACGUGUUUCGCAUAAGAGCGCAGACACGCAAGGGCUGGGGGGAGGCGGCGGAGGCUUUGGUGGUCACCACAGUGAAGAGAGCACGACCCCAACCCACCAGCCGUCCUACAGUGCCUCAGGAGAACGUACAGGCGCGCAGCGUGCUGCUGGUAUGGGAACCAGGCAGUGACGGUUUAUCACCCGUGCGCUACUACACAGUUCAGGUCAGAGAGCUACCUCAGAAGAACUGGACGGUCCAUUCUGCAUCUGUCAGCCAUGAGUCCAGUUCCUACAUCGUGGACAGACUGAAGCCGUUUACUUCAUAUCAAUUCAGGGUAAAAGCUACAAAUGACAUUGGAGACAGUGACUACAGUGAUGAGAGUGAAGCCAUCACUACGUUGCAGGAUGCACCAGAUGAAGCUCCUUCUAUCCUCUCGGUCACGCCACAUACGACAACCUCAGUUCUGAUUUGCUGGCAGCCCCCACCUGAAGAGAAGAUUAACGGGAUUUUGCUGGGCUUCCGUAUCCGGUACCGGGAGCUUCUCUAUGACCGGCUCCGGAGUUUCAGUGUCCACCCCAUCAGCAGUGCUUCGGCCGGAUGGGGAGAGCUCACCUCUCCGUACAGCAUGCGAAACAUCAGUGUUUCAUCUCUCGCUCAGUAUGAGCUGGACAAUCUAAUGAAACACAAGCGCUAUGAAAUCAGAAUGAGCGUUUACAACGCUGUGGGUGAAGGUCCAACCAGUUCACCGCAGGAAGUCUUUGUGGGUGAAGCAGUUCCAACUGCUCCGCCUCAGAAUGUUGUCAUCCAAUCAGCUACAGCAACACAAUUUGAUGUGACGUGGGACCCGCCUCCGCUGGAGACCCAGAACGGAGAUAUUCAGGGUUAUAAGAUCUUCUUUUGGGAAUAUAAACGUAAAAACGAGACGGAGAAACUCCGCACUCUCUUCCUGCCCGAGGGAAUCGUGAAGCUCAAGAAUCUGACGGGCUACACCACUUACAUGAUCAGCAUUGCUGCUUUCAAUGCAGCUGGGGACGGCCCUCGCAGCCCCCCCACCAGAGCACGAACGCAACAAGCUGCUCCCAGUGCACCCAGUUUCAUCCAUUUCAGCGAGCUCACCACCACCUCCGUCAACGUCUCCUGGGGCGAGCCGGUUUUUCCCAACGGCAUCAUCGACGGCUACAGACUCAUCUACGAGCCCUGCAUGGCUGUCGAUGAGUCCUCAGUGGCCUGUGUCGACUGUCUUCACUCCCCCUCCCCCCCAGGCGUCAGUAAGAUCGUGACGGUGGACGUGAAGGGAAACGCCCCCUUGUGGCUGAAAAUCAAAGACCUGGCUGACGGCGUCACGUACAACUACCGCAUACGCGCCAAAACCUUCACCUACGGCCCAGAAGUGGAGGCCAACAUCACAACGGGACCUGGAGAAGGAGCCCCAGGCCCUCCCGGUGAACCCUUCAUCUCUCGAUAUGGCUCCGCCCUCACCAUCCACUGGGCCAAUGGGGAUCCUGGAAGGGCACCCAUCACACGCUACGUCAUAGAGGCCAGACCCUCAGAUGAAGGCUUAUGGGACAUCUUAAUCAAGGACAUUCCCAAGGAGGUGACGUCAUACACCUUCAACAUGGAUAUCUUGAAACAGGGAAUCAGCUAUGACUUCCGGGUCAUCGGGGUGAACGACUAUGGGUACGGCUCUCCCAGUCAACCCUCCCCAUCCAUUUCAGCUCAAAAGGUGGCUCCAUUCUAUGAGGAAUGGUGGUUUCUGGUGGUGGUGGCUCUGGUGGGGCUUAUAUUCAUCCUGCUUCUAGUUUUCAUUCUCAUCAUCAGAGGCCAAAGCAAGAAAUAUGCCAAAAAAUCGGACUCAGGCAACAACUCAAACUGUAACGCACUAACACAUGGUGAGAUGGUCAGCCUGGACGAGAGCCGCUUCCCUGCCCUGGAACUCAACAAUCGACGGCUGUCCGUCAAAAAUUCCUUCUGUCGCAAAAAUGGUGUCUAUACUAGGUCUCCUCCUCGGCCCAGUCCAGGUAGCCUUCACUACUCCGACGAGGACGUCAGCACCAAAUACAACGACCUGAUCCCAGCGGAGAGCAGCAGUCUCACAGAGAAACCCUCAGAGAUCUCCGAUUCACAGGGAAGCGACAGCGAGUACGAGGUGGACCCCAACCGACAGAAGACCCAUUCAUUCGUCAACCACUACAUCAGCGAUCCCACCUACUACAACUCCUGGCGUAGGCAGCAGAAGGGAAUCUCUCGAGCGCAUGCCUACAACUACACCGAGUCUGAGUCCGGAGAGCCCGAACAGCACAGCGCCCCUCCACCUCCUCUGCCCCCGCUGCCCCCGUUCCCCCCGCAGCUCAGCUCCCCCACCCCUCAGAGCCAGCCUCAGACUGGCAGUCUCUUUAGACCCAAAGGCAGCCGGACUCCCACACUCCCAGCAGAGCUCCAACCUGCCCAGCCAGCAUGGCACGCUUUAUCGGCCCCCCAGCAGCUUGGCCCCAGAAUCUCGGGCACCCAUCGCCGGCUUCUCCUCUUUUGUGUGAUGGAAUCAAAGUAUCGGUACGACGAAGUGACAAAGGCAGGAAGAUCUCUCACUUUCCCAAAGUCUGGCCAAUAUCACGUCUACAGAAGAACGACGACAAAAGUCAGCCAUCGAUUUUUGUGCUUUAUUUGGCAUUGCAAGCUGUUUUUUUUUACUCUUUCUUUGUGCUGUGACAUGCAGACAACAGUAUCGUUUUGUUUUAGUUUCUUGCUUGGUUUUGACAGAUGAUGACAGACAAUCAUUUCAGAUGUUUAUUAUUUGCUUUUUUGGUGCUGCUUGAGCAAACUGCAUGACUUGGUUUGUUUCUUUCGGUUUGCCUUUGUUAAUACUUCUUUUGUUUUGUUGCAUUAUAUACAACACCAUCAAAAAAGUUGCUGGACAAAAGCACCAACACAUGCAGAAUAAAUGAGAAACAAUAAGGCCUGUCUAAGGGAGAAAGUCAGGACUGCCAGUGGUGUUUAAUGUCAAUGGAGUGCUUUGAGACUUUAACUGUGGUGUUUAUGUGCUCGGACAUGUGACAAAGUACUGCAGCGAUUACAAAGUUCAUUCUGAUGUAGCGACAUCAAGACGGCGGUGCGAUAAAGGCCUGUUUGCACUUAGCACAUGCGUGAGUUGUUGGAGGGCCACAUCAUUGAUGUCACAGGUCGAUUUUCACCAGUGGUCUGAAAAAGGCCAAAGGCCACAUUAAGUGCUUCACGCUUAUCUGUGUUUUGAAUGUUUCUCUUUUCCGCAGGUGAAAUGUAGGUUGUGUUUGAGAUUGCGAGCACGAGUAUAUUUUCCGAACGAAGCUGUUAGAUCAAAGGCCAAAUAUGAUUGUCUCAUUCACUAUUAUUACUCUGAAUGAAGCGUUCAGAGUCAUCAGUGUUUGCAGUAGGUGUGUGUGAAGAGGGCUGGGUCAUUUGUUGCUCCUUUUGAUUUGACUCUAUGAUGUCAUCCUGAGCUUCAGGUUGUUCUUUCCUGUACGAACUGCAACAUCGGACACAGACUUCGAAAGACACCACUGAAUAGUGAAUACACAAGAGCUUCAUCUUGGCAGAACCGGAAGAUUUUUCUCUCACGUACCGCACCCUGCCAAUAAUGUCACCUUCCUGACAUUAUCACAUGGAUUCUGUGAUGAUCCGGCAAGAUGUGAUGCCAUAAGCCGAUAACGUUUCAGAGAUUACGCAACUAAGCAUACGUACUGUACCUACUGUACCCGCACUUUGGAUGACAUGGAUUAUUCACGACUUUGCUUUGACGUAUUCAAAGUUACAGAAGAAAAUGGACUAAGGGACCCAACAUGAAGCCAGCAGUGAACUAAAUGGCACUUGCACAGCUUAUUUUUGUGGUUUAAUGAUGUCGUUUGCUUCUUUUCUGUGAAGUGAUUUUACUGUAUGUAUAAACAAGGUCGAUCACACGCUCAGUCUGCCUGAACACGGUAUAUUCCCAAAUAAAUGGUUUUCUGCAAAAGUUA
Triplophysa dalaica is the source of this 8863-nucleotide messenger RNA. It is a transcript of the gene sdk2b, whose product is annotated as sidekick cell adhesion molecule 2b. Lineage: Eukaryota; Metazoa; Chordata; Actinopteri; Cypriniformes; Nemacheilidae. Gene Ontology annotation, molecular function: protein binding. The record is from RefSeq and is a predicted model, not a curated record.